Messenger RNA from Pangasianodon hypophthalmus (striped catfish), 6085 nucleotides. RefSeq names its product toll-like receptor 5. Gene Ontology annotation, biological process: inflammatory response; toll-like receptor signaling pathway; immune response. The record is from RefSeq and is a predicted model, not a curated record. Gene Ontology annotation, cellular component: membrane. Bases 1 to 2931 code for a protein of 976 amino acids. Gene Ontology annotation, molecular function: protein binding; transmembrane signaling receptor activity. The transcript has 3 exons. Lineage: Eukaryota; Metazoa; Chordata; Actinopteri; Siluriformes; Pangasiidae.
AUGUCUACUAGGCAGCAGGACGUUGCGAAACCCGUGCAAACAGGAGAACGUGAAGAGCAAAGCGGGAAGCUCGAGAAGGAGAAAGGAAGAAUUUCGCCAUUCCGAGCGGAUGUGGCUGUUUUCUCAUUUCCGUCCAGCGCGAGCGCGAGCGGAAUUCCCAGGUUUACACUCGUACAGGUGCCAGCUGUUUACUGCAAGCCCCCGGGAACUUUCCCCUCACAGCCUCACUCCUCCAGGGAGCAAGAUCUACCACACAGCUGGAGAGGAAGUCUGAUCCGGUGUCUCAGCAUGACAAGCAGAUCUAGUUUUAUUCUGCCAAUUUUUAAACUUUGCAUCUGUUUUCUGCUGACAGAAUCUACUUCAAGAUGCUUCAUCAAAGAUAAUAAAGCCUACUGUGCCUUGAGAAACCUGUAUGAGGUGCCAGUUUUGCCUCCCUAUAUAACGUAUUUGGAUCUAACCUUAAAUUACAUUAGUGAAAUCCACGAGAAAUCCUUUUAUGGUUUGGAAGCGCUACAAAUCCUUAUGAUCCAGCAACAGGAAAUAAGACUUAUCUUGAGGAAUAAUGCCUUUAGCCGACUGUCCAAACUGACGAAACUAGAUCUGGCAUACAACAAGAACCUACAAGUGGAUCCAGGAGCAUUUAAUGGAUUAUUCAACCUUCAGAUACUCAAUCUUACAGAGUGCAAGUUACAUGACUCUAUUCUUUCAGGAGACUACCUGAGACCGCUUGUGUCUCUGGAGCAGCUUUCACUACCUGGAAAUAAUAUAGGUAAAAUCCGUCCCACUUCUUUCUUUGUCAACAUGAGCAAACUGCAUAUUGUAGACCUCUCUCAUAACUGGAUUAACAGUUUUUGUGAAGAAGAUUUAUUCCAUUUUCAAGGCAAACACUUCACUCUCCUUAAACUUCAUGACAUCAAAAUGUUUGACAUGAAUCCAUAUUGGUCUGGAUGGAACAAAUGUGGAAACCCGUUCAAGAACAUGUCUAUGACGGUGCUUGAUUUGUCUCUAAAUGGCUUCAGUGUUGACAUGGCAGUGCUGUUCUUUAAAGCAAUCAGAGGAACCAAAAUUCACAUUCUGAUUCUUAAUUACAGCGGCAGCAUGGGAAAGGGAGUUUGGUACAAUAAUAUGAAAGACCCAGACAGGAAUACAUUUAUGGAUCUGGCCGAGAGCGGCAUUAAGGCUCUGGAUCUGUCCAAAGCUAGCAUUUUUGCUCUUAAAAAUUCAGUAUUCCUUUAUAUGCCAGACCUGGAGGAAAUCUCAUUAGCUCAUAAUUCAAUCAACCAAAUUGAAAGAGAUGCUUUUUAUGGACUGGACAAUUUAAGAAUGCUCAAUCUGUCUCAUAACCUUUUGGAUAAAAUUGAUUCUGAAAUGUUUAACAAUUUACGAAGUCUUGAGACACUGGAUUUAUCUAACAAUAACAUAAGAAUACUUAUGUCUGAGUCAUUUCAAGGACUGCCCAAUUUGCUUCACCUAUUUCUCUCAGAAAACUCAUUACAAUCCCUGCAUACGCUGGCAAACCUUCCAAAACUUAAAGUACUUUACUUAGACAGUAACAAAAUUCAAUCCCCUUAUGGUCUUCCAAGCCAAGCAAGAAACAUCACAACCAUUUAUUUGCAGUACAACAGAUUAAGUAAUGCUGAGAGCUUCUACACCGUAUUAGUGGAAUUCCCCAAUAUUGAAGUAAUAUAUCUUGGAGGCAACAUGUUUUCAUGGUGUGUCUUUAAUGCUAACUAUUCUGUGUCACCUUUAAACAAUGUACAAUUUCUUGACCUCCACAUGACCGGCUUGCAAAAUCUCUGGUUACGAGGACAGUGUCUCGACAUGUUUGACCACCUUCAUAAAUUGCAGAUGCUUCUUCUUAAUAAUAACUUCAUGCAGUCACUUCCAGAAAACAUUUUCAAGGGACUCACCUCUUUGAAUUAUUUAGAUUUAUCCAUCAACUCUCUAACCUAUAUACCUAAUGGCAUAUUUCCCAAAAGUCUGAGGAUACUCAACCUUGCUUACAAUAAUCUCGGUUCUGUUGAUCCACUAGCCUUCAGCACCCUGACCCUCAUCAGCUUGCUUGGGAACCACUUUCUUUGCGAUUGUAGUCUGAGAGACUUACAGACAUGGUUAAAUCAGACAGAUGUGCAAAUGUAUUCCCCUGCUGAGGAACUGAUGUGUGAGUUUCCUGAAGUGCAACGAGGGAAGCCUCUUCUGCAUGCUAAACUAUGUGAGGAUGAAGAGGAUGAGAAGAAGAUCGAGGAGCUGAGGCUCACACUUUUCAUCUGCUGCACCAUACUUAUUAUGCUAACCACCACAGGGGCUAUUAUUUUUGUCCGUCUGCGAGGCUACAGCUUCAAGCUUUACAGAAAGGCGAUUGUUAGAUUUGUGGAGGGAGGCCCAAAAUUGCCUGUUAACGAUGGCUUGAUGUAUGACGUCUACUUAUGUUUCAGUUCUAAUGAUAUCAAAUGGGUGACAAAGGCACUGCUGAAAAAGCUAGACACACAAUUCUCUGAUCAAAACGAAUUACGCUGUUGCUUUGAAGCACGAGACUUCAUACCGGGAGAAGACCAUCUAUCUAACAUGCGUAACGCAAUCUGGAAGAGUAAGAAGACAUUAUGCAUCUUGUCCAGAGAGUUCUUUAAGGAUGGCUGGUGCUUGGAGGCCUUCAGUCUGGCCCAGACCAAGAUGCAGAAAGAGGUCAAGGAUGUCUUGCUGGUGCUUCUUGUGGACAACAUACCACAUUACAAACUGAUGAAAUACGAACCGGUCAGAACCUACUUCCAGACCAGGAAGUAUCUCUGCUGGCCAGAAGAUAGCCAAGACUUGGAGUGGUUUUACAACCAUCUUAAACAUAGCAUAUUAAAAGACACCAAAGUCAAGCAAGUGAAAAAAGACGUUGAAACAAACGACAAAGCGACAGACUGUGAAGCAGUAACUGCAUUUUAAUCCAUGGAUAUAUCAGUGGAAAGAUAUGAAAAACAUGGAAACAUACAACAAGUUGUGAAUGUAUUAGGUACUAGAUUAAUGUACCUACAACUGGUGUCUUAAUGUGCACUGAAGAUACAGUAUAUCCAUUAGGUAAGAUGUGGCCCAACUCAAAGUGGAGUUACAAUUGAAACACUUAAGUUGAUAUUGUUUUAUUCCGCUUAUACCACAGCAAUUUGCCAGAGCUUACAAAACUUUUUAUCUGUUUACAAUUAUGGCUAAUUUUGUGGAAUGUCCACAAAACAAGUUAGUUCCUGUUAUAACUUCCAUUAUUCAAUUUCAAUUCAAUUCAAUUUUAUUUGUAUAGUGCUUUUAACAAUGGACAUUGCCACAAAGCAGCUUUACAGAAAUUAAUGGAUUCACAAAAAUAUAUUGUAAAUAUUUGAAUUUAUCACUGUGAAUUUAUCCCUAAUGAGCAAGCCAGUGGCGAUGGUGGCAAGGAAAAACUCCCCGAGAUGAUAUGAGGAAGAAACCUUGAGAGGAACCAGGCUCAAAAGGGAACCCAUCCUCAUCUGGGUGUAACGGAUAGUGCGAUUAUAAAUAAAUCCCUUCUAUUAUUGUGUACUAUAUGGACAAAUAGUGCAAUUGUGCAACCAAUAAAUUCAUCACAGUUUUUGCAAGAAGUCCGGCUGGUUAAAAUCUACCCACUGUCCACUGAUGAAGUCCUGAGUACGAAGCUGCUCGUGGCAACUGCAGCCCCAAAGCCACUACAGCAAUCGCAGUCCCAAGCCAUUACAGUACAGCUCCCCAUAUGUGAUCCCCAUGCCAUCUCCACAGCCCCCAGGUGGCGCCAUCCCCAGCAAUCCAAACAGUUCUUCAGGCAAUCCAUAUGGGGCCACCCCCAGCAGCAGCGAGCGAACUCAACCGAUGAGAACUCCAACCAGAAGUAGGGCAUCAGGAUGGGUCAGGCAGCGAGGAGGAGCAGAAGGGGUCAGGAUCACUGGCAUCACUGGCAUCUCAGAAGUAGCAUGUGUAGCUCGACAGAGAGUGAGGGAGAGAGAGAGAUGGAGAGAAAGUAAGAGAUUGUUAGGUGAGCUUUUGUCCUCUAAUAGUUAAGCAUGAUGUACUUUGCAUGCAGAGUGCAAGCAGGGACUCCGGCAAGACUAGCUAUGACAGCAUAACUAAAAGGGAGAGCCAGAAGCUAACACAGACAUGAGGGCACCCUGGGACAUAAAGCAGCCAGCCACUCCCCUGUCGACAAACCUGAGUGAACGUGUGAGAGUGGGGGGGCGACAACAUCCAAACAUCCCAGUUCACCACAACACUCUAUGCCUGUGAAACCCUCCAGACCUGCCCCUGUACCUAAGAAAACUAUUCACAAAAGGCUUGACUAAACAAAUAUGUCUUCAGCCUCGACUUAAACACUGAGACUGUGUCUGAGCCCCGAACACUAAGUGGAAAGCUGUUCCAUAACUGUGGGGCUUUGUAAGAGAAAGCUCUACCCCCAGCUGUAGCCCGCAUUAUUCGAGGUACCAACAAAUAGCCUGCACCUUUUGAUCUGAGUAGGCGUGACGGAUCAUAAAAGACCAAAAGUUCACUCAGGUACUGUGGCGCGAGACCAUUUAGUGCUUUAUAGGUCAAUAGUAGUAUUUUAUAAUCAAUACGAAAUUUGAUUGGGAGCCAAUGCAGUGUGGAUAAGAUAGGGGUGAUGUGGUCAUAUCUUCUGGUUCUAGUAAGGACUCUCGCUGCUGCAUUCUGGACUAACUGGAGCUUGUUUAUGCAUCUACUGGCACAUCCAGACAGUAAGGCAUUACAAUAAUCCAACCUAGAGGUAACAAAAGCAUGAACUAAUUUUUCUGCAUCGUGUAGUGAUCAUUAUAGCAGUUAUAAACUGUUGUUCCCUCACUAGCCUCUCUUUUUUCAAGACAAAUAAACAUUAAAAUGCAGCUUAUCAUGUUGCUGAGAAACCACAAAGUUUACAAAGUGUAAAUGUCUGUCCUGAAGAUGUCAGAAAACCUGAAGCUUUACUACUAAAUAUUCCAAAGCACUGACACUGGAGACUCCUUCCGUAAAUGUUAAAUACACGUCUCCUUCCAAAAAAACCUAUGUGUUACUAUAUAAACGACAAUGUAUUAGAAGGAGCGCAUUAAUAUAAACCUGUGAUUUACAGCUGUACUACUGUACUACUCAGAGCUGCUGGCAGUAGUGAAAACAACAGUAGAAAUUAAUCAAUACCUUCUUAUCAGAUUAGGGAAUUCAACAGCGCUGUCGUUAAAGUAAUGUUUAACUACUUGUGAUACAGUCUAGUGAAACAUCUACUAAUCUGGACAUUUUUGAACUUACCCCAAAUGUAGUUGAUCAGCAAAGUUAUAGCUUUGUUAUGUCCUUUAUGUCCUGUUCACUACUUAUCAAAGCUCGGUCCUACUGCACAGCUUCGAGGUAUCUAUGGUAAGAAAUAAAGAGCUUUUUGCAGCAUUGUAGGACAAUUUUGGCCCAUUCCUCUUGGCACAGAGUCCCCCUGAUGGACUCACAAUUUCAAAAUCCUCAACAAUUUUUCAAUGGCAUUCAAGUCAUGCAAGCAACUUAACCUUCUUUGUUAGAAACCAUUCUUGAGUUAUUUUGUCUUGGAUAAAUGCCCAUCUUCUCACCAGAUUCAGUUACUUCACUCGGUAUGGUAUUCUUGGGAUCAUAAGUGAAACCUUUCUUUUCUCCAAACAUGACAAACUGAAGUAUUGCCAAAGAGAUCUAUAUAAACGCUUUAUAUGCCAAAUAUACUUUAAAUUUUACAAUGCCAAAAUACUGUGGAAUACACUGUAUACAUACAUUAUGAAACAGGUACAGUAUAGGUAUAAACAAUGUAAAUGUACACUUAAGGGUCCAUUUGUGUUUUUGUGGUACACAACUUUACUUUACCAGGUAUUUACAGGCAUAAAAGAUGCACACUUCUUGUUACCAACCUGUAGCAAGCACCUGAAAGUGCAUUUCAAAACACAUGUUUUUUCUAUGUAGUCCUGGCUUUUGUCAAGUAGAAGCUCUAUGUAAAAUGUGUACUUUUAACCUAAAAGCACUUUUAUUUUAAACAAGUCUAUAGCAACCACUGAUGAUUGUAAAAAAUGUCAUUUCUGAUUCAUUACUGUUGGUAAAUGAUUUUACAUAAACAAUGAAAUUGCUUGAA